AGGAGAGGGAGCAAUGAGCUUUCGUUUUUCAGAUAAAACGCAUGAAUUUUAGCUUACAGUCAUGCUUGAAUAUUUUGGGAAUAUUUCUAUGAGAAUAUUGUCUCGGGUGGUGGAUUGUACCAUUAUUAUGAAAACUAUUUCGAUGGAAACUAAUGAAUUAUAACAGCCCAGGGAUGACAAAGAGAACGGGAUAUCGAGAUUGGCGAUGGCACGCUCUUUGGUGGCAUCAUAUCUUCCUCUUGUGGAGUACAAUAGACGGACAGACUCGAUACACCAUCCCGGAGGAACUGAAACAGGGUUCUGUGGUAGGAAAUCUAGCCAAAGAUCUGGGUUUGGGACUAUCAGAGAUUUUUGAUCGUAAACUGCGUGUCGCCUCUGAGGCUGGUAAGCAGUAUUUCAGUGUGGAUGCGGGGAAGGGCGAGCUGGUGGUGAAUGAGAGAAUAGACAGAGAGACUUUGUGUGGACAAAGAGUCAGCUGUGUUCUACCUCUGCAGGUUGUCAUUGAAGACCCGUUACAACUUUAUCGUGUUGAAGUUGAAAUACAAGACAUCAAUGACAAUUCUCCUAGGUUCCCAUCAAACGAUGUCACAUUAGAGAUUGCGGAAUCUACGGCGUUAGGGGUACGUUUUCCAUUAGAAAGCGCAUUAGAUCCCGAUGUUGGUAGUAAUUCACUUAAAUCAUAUACUCUCGGAAAAGACGAAUAUUUUAAUAUUAAGGUUAAAGAAGUUGCAGGUGGAAGGAAAGUUCCGGAAUUGAUUUUAGUGAAACUCUUAGACAGAGAGAAAAAAACUGUACACAAACUUUUAUUGACAGCACUAGAUGGGGGAAGCCCUGUGAGGUCAGGGACCUCUCAAAUUUCUAUUAAAGUUCUUGAUAAUAAUGAUAAUGUCCCCGUUUUUGAAAAAAACGUAUAUAAAGUCUCCAUCAGUGAAGACAGUGAGGAAGGUGCAUUAAUAGUGCAAACUAAAGCCACAGACAUUGACGAUGGACAAAAUGGCGAUUUAGAGUAUUCCUUUGGUGUGCAUACACCAGAUAGUAUUCUCUCUUUAUUUAGCAUUGAUCAAGUAUCUGGAAAAAUAUUUGUUAAAGGAAAAAUAGAUUUCGAAGCUAGUGCAAAUUAUGAAAUAGACGUGAGUGCAAAGGAUAAAGGUAGUCCUAGAAUGGAGGGACACUGUAGCGUACAUGUUGAAAUUUUAGAUGUUAACGAUAAUGUUCCCGAAAUUAUACUGACCUCACAACCAAAGCCAGUGCGUGAAGACUCGUCUGGUGGCACUGUGGUGGCUUUACUCAGUGUCCGAGACCUUGACUCCGGUGAUAACGGUAAAUUGACGUUAGAACUCCCCAAAGGCUCUCCUUUCACUUUGAAAUCUUCCUUUUCAAAUAAUUACGCACUGGUUACUAGCGGUGUUUUAGACCGAGAGAGCUUUUCAGAAUAUAAUAUCGAGAUAACAGCCACUGAUUCCGGCUCUCCUCCCCUGACUACUAAAAAAUCUAUACCUGUCACCAUCACUGAUGUGAAUGACAACCCUCCUAUUUUCACUCAGUCGUCGUAUAAUGUGUAUUUAAAAGAGAAUGGUUUGCCAGGCUCAAUUCUUUAUUCGGUAUCAGCAUCUGACCUGGAUUUAGGUGAAAACGCCAAGAUUUCCUACUCCAUCUUGGACUCUAAAGCACAGGGAGUGUCUGUGUCCUCUUACGUCUACAUCAACUCUGAUAAUGGCAGCAUCUACAGCAUGCACUCGUUUGACUAUGAGAAACUGAAGGUGUUUCAGAUUCAGGUGCAGGCAAAAGACCAGGGCUCUCCGUCUCUGAGCAGCAACGCCACUGUCCAUGUUUUUAUCCUGGACCAGAACGACAAUGCCCCCACUGUCAUUUACCCCUCCUCCGCUGUUCUGGGCUCCCUCUCUCACCAGAGGAUGCCCCGCUCCGCUAAAGCGGGACACCUGGUUACCAAGGUGACUGCCGUGGACGCCGACUCGGGCCAUAACGCCUGGAUCUCCUAUAAGCUGGCGGAGGCCACAGACGCCUCUCUGUUCACUGUCAAUCUUUACACGGGGGAGGUGAGGACUAAACGCGCCGUCUCUGAGCAGGACGACUCCUCUCAGAGGCUGCUUAUAGAGAUCAAGGACGACGGGGAACCGGUUCAGUCCGCCACGGUCACGGUGUCCGUCCUGCUAGAGGACGGCCUCCAUGAACCCAUCUUGGACCUCCGACAGAAAACGGCCGAGCCCAGCAAGAAAAACGGCAGAAUCACCCUUUAUUUGAUUCUCUCUCUGGCCUCGGUGUCCGUGCUGUCUCUGGUGACUUUUCUCAUCUUAGCUGUCAAGUGCAUCAGGAACAGCAGAAGCAGCGGCUGUUGCUGCAUGAGACGGAGCGACUGUGACGACUACAAGAACCCCAACAGAAACCUGCAGAUUCAGCUCAACACUGACGGACCUAUUAAGUACGUGGAGGUCCUGGGAGGAGACAUGUUGUCUCAGAGUCAGUCCUUCAGGUCCUGUAUGUCUCCCAUGUCAGAGUACAGUGACUUCACCUUCGUUAAACCCAGCAGCACCUCUGACUUUAAGGAGAUGAUCAGUGUCCUGGAUGCGUCAUUACCCGACAGCACCUGGACCUUUGAGAGUCAGCAGGUGAGCGAUGACGGUGUGUCUCAUUAG
Molecule: messenger RNA, 2654 nt
Organism: Myripristis murdjan (pinecone soldierfish)
Lineage: Eukaryota; Metazoa; Chordata; Actinopteri; Holocentriformes; Holocentridae
Product: protocadherin gamma-C5-like
Exons: 1
Coding region: 153-2654 (833 amino acids)
Biological process (GO): homophilic cell-cell adhesion
Cellular component (GO): plasma membrane
Molecular function (GO): calcium ion binding
Source: RefSeq, a predicted model, not a curated record